GGGCCCCGCGUCGUAGCGGGGCGAGGGAGCGUAUGGAGCGCGGCCGCCGGCGGGAGCGCAAGGCCCACAGCGUGAUGACCGCCCCGAGCAAAGCAAUCGAAUUGCAACUACAGAUGAAGCAGAAUGCCGAGGAGCUGCAGGACUUUGUGAGGGAAUUAGAAAGCUGGGAGAAAGACAUUAAGCAAAUGGAUUCGGAUCUGAGAAGGCAGAACGGUGAUCCGGAAGAGGCCUUACCUCCUGUGAGAAAUGAGAAUUUAAAAAAAAAGAAGAAAAACAAAAGUAAUGGAACGUCUAAGAAAACCACCGAGGAAAACAAAAAAAAUAAGAUAAAAUCGUUCGACUACGAAGAAUGGGAAAAACUGGAUGUGGACACCAUACUGGAAGAACUCGAUAAAGAAGAGAGCGCUUCAGAUUCAGAAGAAGAUGGCAUUCAUAUCGAUCCAGAAAAGGCUCUUGCAGAGAAAGAAAAGGGAAACACAUUCUUUAAACAAGGAAAAUAUGACGACGCAAUUGAAUGUUACACAAAAGGAAUGGAUGCCGAUCCGUAUAAUCCCGUUUUGCCAACAAACAGAGCAUCUGCGUUCUUUCGAAUGAAAAAGUAUGCCGUUGCCGAAUCAGACUGUAAUUUAGCAAUCGCGUUGAAUAGGAAUUACGCGAAGGCCUAUGUUAGGAGAGGAGCUGCUCGCUUUGCACUGCAAAAGUUCAGCGACGCCAAAGAAGAUUAUGAGAAGGUCCUAGACCUCGAUCCACACAAUUUUGAAGCCAAGAAUGAAUUGAAGAAAAUUAAUCAGGCUCUGCAUACUGAAGAAGAUUUUAAUUCCAAGGAAACUAAUGCAGUGAUUGGCCCAGAUGAACAAGAGAAAAAGCGCAUUGAGGAGCAACAACGCAAGCAGGAGGCUAUUACAGAAAAAGACUUGGGUAAUGGCUAUUUCAAAGAGGGGAAAUAUGAAAGAGCAAUCGAAUGCUACACCCGCGGGAUGGCAGCGGACGGCGGCAAUGCCCUUCUCCCGGCGAACCGAGCCAUGGCCUAUCUAAAAAUUCAAAAGUACGAGGAGGCGGAAAAGGACUGCACCGAAGCCAUCUCGCUGGAUGGCUCCUAUUCGAAAGCGUACGCCAGGAGAGCAACCGCCAGGACCGCCCUGGGAAAGCUCAAUGAAGCCAAACAGGAUUUUGAGACAGUUUUGAACCUGGAUCCUGGAAACAGGCAAGCGGUAAACGAAUUGUCCAAAAUUACCAGGGAAUUAAUUGAAAAGGGGCCAGGGAAUAAUAGCGGUUCUGAAUCAUCCAAAAAGCGAAUUUUAAUAAGCCCAAUUGACAAGCCACCACACCUUAGGUCGACUAAGCCCCUUAAAACGCUCGCCAUUGAAGAAAUCGAUAGCCGUGGGCAAAAUGCGGAUUUGCCAACCACGGCCGCUACAACCAGCUCUGCCUUGGAGACCAAUCUUGUAAAUCCCACAGUCCUGCUACCGAACUCAACCACGGCAAAGACAAGCAAGCCGAUUCAAGGUGACCUUCCGCCUGGAAGUGAUACUCCGAAAGCGAAAGUAUUAAAGAUAGAAGAAAUCAGUGACGCCCCAGCCUUGCGAUCCCACUCCAAGGUGAAAGAUCACGUCCUGACUGCGUGCCAGUCUUUGCAUCGGAAAAACGCAAGGGAAGCGGAGAAAACGCCAGACUCGUGCGCUGCGGCUGUUCUCCCGGCUGUUCCAGCCAACACCUUCCAGCUUGAAUCUGAUUUCAGAAAAUUGAAAGGUUCCCCAAAUAUGUUGUACCUGUACCUGAAGCAAAUUGAGCCUUCUCUCUAUCCCAAGUUGUUCCAGAGGUCCUUAGAUCCCGAUUUGUUCAACCAGAUUCUGGCAAUUCUGCAUGACUUCUACAUUGAGAAAGAAAGCCCAUCUCUGAUCCUUGAAAUAUUACAGCGGUUAUCGGAACUGAAAAGGUUCGAUAUGGCCGUAAUGUUCAUGACAGAAGCUGAAAAGAAAAUUGCACGUGUCUUGUUGAAUCACAUGGACAAGUCGGGACUGAAGGAUAAUUCUGUUGAGGAGAUGAAGAGAAAAUACGGUUGUUAAUUUGGCCUUUUAGUAGCGCGCUCGGCCUCAGUUUUUGUACGCAAACUUGCGUUUUCUACUGAAGACUAUAGUCAGGGUCAUCAAGAUCUGCUAAUGAGGCGCCCCAAAUCGUAUGCCAAAAGUGGAAAAUCUGUAUUAAAUGAAUAGAGUAGUGAUUUGCACUAGCCGUGUGUAUAAAGGUAAUGUUUGCUAUUUAUAAGUUUUGUGAGAACGAAAUAAAUAACUUGCAGAUAAUG
Molecule: messenger RNA, 2302 nt
Organism: Tachyglossus aculeatus (Australian echidna)
Lineage: Eukaryota; Metazoa; Chordata; Mammalia; Monotremata; Tachyglossidae
Gene: RPAP3
Product: RNA polymerase II associated protein 3
Exons: 17
Coding region: 33-2066 (677 amino acids)
Molecular function (GO): protein binding
Source: RefSeq, a predicted model, not a curated record